AUGGGAGACACUCAAUCCACAAUUAAGACAUUGAGAGAAUUAAAUUCUGAUCUCGUUCGCCAGAUCACUGAACUUAGAAAGAAGUUUGCUGAGGUCGAGGCUGAGAAUAUCGAGGUUAAAGCUGAGAAUGCAAAGUUAAGACAGGAUAUGGAAGAGUAUGAGAUUAGAUUCGCGAAACUAGAGCAGAAUGAUAAAGAAAAAACUGACCUUAUUGCUAAACUAGAUGAUAUCAAGGAAAUCAAGGAGCAGAGUUUGCAAGACAAGGGUACGGAGUGUCAUCGAACUGUUACUAAUAUUUCAUCGCAUAUCGAUGUGAGCCAGCUAAAGGUCGAGAACCAACCUAAUGAGGAGGAAGCUAUUACUCUCAAUCCUAUGCCCGAAAUAGAACAUAGCUCAAUCCAAUCCGAGGAAUCAAAGAUUCGAGGCUUAUUGUGGAACAAUGGCACUUACGUGCCUGCCUCAUCACGAAUAACCUUUCCGUCCAUCGAAAACCACUCCGAUAAAGAAACUUCAAUACAUUAUGAAACAAAUGAUUCUGAUAUAUACCAGAAGUCAGAGACUCGAUGCUCCGCAUCACCUAUUUGCACGGAGCCUGUUGCAGAGCAACGCCAUUACUAUGGCAAAUCAUUGGAAGAUAUAGAGAUCGAUGAAUUCCUGUAUUCAAAGGAUAAGAAAAGGGUUAGUAAUAUGAUGAGAGAGAGGAAUCGGGAAAAAAAACUUCAGUGCGAAUCACCUAGCCAGGAGGCACACUCGAUUUCCCAGAAUACUGCGUCUAUUACUUCCCGUGAGCGGAAAAACGAACAGGGCUUGAUUCGAGAGAUGAUUUUAUCUGAAGAAGAAAAGCAUGUGACUGAAAUUUCGCUGACCCAAAAUUCGAAUCAGGUCAGCGAAAAUCAUGUAAGUGAUAUAACUAUACUUUCUGUAUCAAGAAGUAAAACUUUACUAAAUUUGGCCACCUUAUAUCGGAAAGCUUGUGAUGCGGAAAAACAAGCAAUAAAGGCCAAUCAAGAUGAAAUUUUAUGCUGGUACCAUUACGUUAUUGAGUUCGAUAAUCAAGUUAAAGACAUUAUGAAAAAUGAGCAGAAGCAAACAGAAAGAGCUAGAAAAAUUUACAGCCUAUUCGAAAAAAUAGAUCACUUUACCAAAAAGCCUGAUAUAGAAUAUACCGAUGAACAUGACAAUUCUUCAGAUGAUCAAGAUGAGUCAAAGACCCGAAGCUCUGCUUCCUCGGAAUUACCAGAAGCUUCGGUAAAUGCAUCUACUGGAACCGAGGUAAGUGAAGUAAGUGAUACAAAUGCCAAUGAUAACAAACCACAAUCUUUAAUUACUGCUUUAUCCGACGAUGAGCCAGAAAAUUUCUCCGAUGACGAUGAAUUCACCAAUGAUAACGAAGAAGAUGGGAGUUUCUGUGGUUUUUCUGAUGACGAUGAUGAAGAUACAGAAUUCCUUGCUUCGCAGACAAUAGACAUUUAUACCGAUGUAUCCGGCAUCUGUGUGCCCGCCUUCUCGCGAUUCUCACUCGAAGCCAGAUAUACUACAGAUAACUAG
This is a messenger RNA of Paraglomus brasilianum, 1548 nucleotides long. The record is from the annotation of a GenBank genome assembly. Lineage: Eukaryota; Fungi; Glomeromycota; Glomeromycetes; Paraglomerales; Paraglomeraceae.